AUGUCCGUUCUACCAAGCGAACAGUUGACUUUGGAGUCGACGAGUGAAGGUGUCGACAGCGAGCAAGCCCAAUGCGCGCGCGGCACAAGGCGCAUCUGCACGCCGCCGGAAGCGCCGAACAACUUCGGUAUGGGGAGGAUCUGCAGUGACAUCCUCUGUCGAUGUGAAGAACCGCUUGCUUUGCACGCUCUUUGCCCUUCUUCUCGGCUCCCGGCGUUCUUGAACUCCCCCCCUGACCUCCAUCUGCGGCUGCUGACUCUAAACAUCUCUGGACAGCUUCGUCAAGAUGUCCAGUUCCCCAAACGCCUGUUUCUUCCGUCGCUUCAACGACUCUGGCUCGACAGGAAUGGGUUGACCGACCGGGACUUGCAACCCCUGAGCCGCCUGAGAGAACUCCGUUUUCUAUCUCUGCGUGGCAACCGACUGCGCCUGCCAGGCCACGAAAGCAUCUCGACGGAACCGGAAAGUUCCCGAAUUCGGGUUCCAGCUGCGUCGACGCCUUGUUCUCUCUUGCGCAAGACCCCCGUCUAUGGCAUUUGCAACUUAGUCCUUUCCCUGGAGAAGCUACAGCAGCUGGAUGUGAGUGAAAACCUCCUCGUAAGUUUGUUUAGUCGCCUCGCGUCGCCCUCCCUGCAAGUUGUGCUGGCCUGCAGCAACCGAUUGACUGAUUGCUCGUUUCUUGCUUCUGUCUCAAAGGCGCAAAGCUGUGGAGACCACGCAGCCUCUUGUCAGUGGCUGCCGCGGGGCCCUGCCCUUCCGCUGCUUGAGUUCGUCGAUCUAAGGGGAAACGCUGAUGUCACAUGUGUCGCGGGCCUCGAUCGCGUUCCUCAGUUGAAGACAUUUCUGGUUGACGGCGAUUUCCGGCGUGCCACCUUAAGACCGAGAACUACACACGAAGGCGAUGGCGGCGUCCUCUCUGAAACGGUGGAGGGCGAGGGAAAGGCACGGCAGAAGCGAGCAGAAGAUGCCCGGGCUGCGUGCGAGCGCACACAAGGCGAGACGCACGCCGAAGGGGAACGUCGUGAGCAUGAAGAGGCGGAGAAAUCGGAGGAAGGUUCCGGGGGAGAUCUCGAGGAAGACUGGAGCGCUCCGGCACCUCACACACGGUCCAGAGCCGAGGGACAGAAAACCCACGAGGUGAUUGCUUCGGGUUUGGACUUCUGGAAGGGCCUCGGCACGUUUUACCAUUCAAAUCUGCAGGUUUUAACACUUACCCACCUUCGAAAGAGAGAGGCUGAGUCAGCUGCCUCUCAUCCUACUGCGUCGGCGUCGAUUCCUUCCACUGUUCACCAGCUACACUGGUGCCUCCCCUCCCUUCUCCGUCUAGAUCUAAGCGACAACGACCUUCAGCGGUUCCCUUCAUUCGCACUUCGUCCGUCCUCUUCUCCAUCCUCCGGGGCGGCAUGCCCUGGGGGUCUCUCCGGAUAUUUUCCUUCGCCGUCCCUUCACUCUUCGUCAGCCUCUCCGUUUUCCUCUCUCCUGUCUCUCUCUCUCGCUGGCAAUCUGUUUGGCGGACCAGGAAACGCGGGAAAGGCAUCCGUUCGUGUGGCCUUAGCAGCACUGGCGGCUCUCGAGCUCCCUUCUCUUCAGCACUUGGAUCUCUCCCGCUGUUCCCUUGGCGCGCUGCCCGCUUCGCUCUUCAACGGGAAACAAAAGUUGCGUGUUCUGCUUCUCAACGAAAACAACCUCGAGCACACUGACGACUUCCUUCAGGCCUUGUGGGGACAGAAGUCCUCGCGGAGUCUCAAAGAGAGAUGCCCACCUCGGACGAGGAAUGCCGCGGCUAUGUGCGAGGCAGACCGAGGCGCAGGGCUCCGGCAGCGCGCCGCAGCUGCAGCUUCACGGAAGGCCUUGACAGGCUCGGACGGAGACAUAGAGAGGGCGAAUCGCCGUUCCGGAGAAUGCCUGUGCGCAGAAGACGCGACUGCUUUGGAGAUCACACUGCUAGAGGAAACGGAGGCGGAGAAAGGGAAAGCAGCCGAGCCUCAGGAAAGCGAAAACUCGUACACGAUGGCAGCCUUGGCAAACCCGCAGAAGAACGGUCCCUCCGGAGACAAGGAAGGGGCGCCAGCAAUGCGAUGGAACUCGCAGGCGUUUCGCGGGUGGCUGUUGAGCAGUCGGCAAGAGCCGGAAGAAGAGGAAGCGCCAAGAGCCGAAGUGGAAGCAGAGGCAGAAAAGUCGGGCAAAGCGCUGCUGACCUGCGGCUCCGCCGUCUGGUGUAUCGGCGUGAACGCUUCCGCAGCUCUAUCAGGGCCUCAGGAGGACCCUGCGCUCUUUGUCUCUUCUGUCUCUCAAGCGACUGAAGAGGCCGGGCUUGAGGCGGCCAAAAAAGUGAACAAUCAGUCGGGCAACGCGGAGGAGACGGGAGAAGCCAAGGCCUGCAUGCGGGGCGUCCCAGUUCGCCAGCCCACAGCGCGUGGCGGUUGCGGGAUGAAGUGCAGCAGCGAAACGGAAGGGACGGAGGCGUCGAAAGGAGAGCGUCAAGGUCAACAAAAGAGGGAGGCCGCACGACCAGGUGGAGACGAAAUAACGGGAGGUAUCUCUUUCCAAGCAAAAGAAGGGAAUGGAGACGAAUCUGCACGAGACAACAACGCCUUCGUGGGACCGUUGAUGGACCCUGUGGAUGGCCACAUGGCUCCUGGCGAGGCGUUUCGGGCCUUGGAAGUGAAAUCCUGCUCUCUGCAGGACGAUGCAGUCAAGUGCCGGAAAGAACCGGACAGCGACGAAGGCGAAGCGAGUCUAGGAGAGGCGCCAACGUGGACGGCAGGAAGGACGCAGCGGCGCAUGCAAGGGAGCGAAGACCGGGAAGAAGGCGCAGCAGCGCCGCACGCCCCUGCGGAAGAAGGCGACUUCUACUCGCCCCGAGCGACGGCGCGAGUAAACGGAGAGUCGGUGGAAUCGCGCGCUUCAGGAGUUACUGACGCUCCUCCAGAGAGUGCCGCAGGUCUCGGGAUCUUGCCGCUUUCUGAGACCCUCUGGCUCAGCGUCUGUGAAGCCCCGGAGUCGGCUCUGCAGACACCUCAAAGGUGGCUUCAUUUCUCAUGUCACCAAGCUGGGAGCAGCGAUUACGGCGCGGCGACCGAGCUCACCGAUGAUGGGCCUGAGGAGGAGAUGGAGCAUCUAGAGACUGGGGAGAAGGAGGACCGAAAACACCACCGCCAAGGGAAGGAGAAGCAGUCGCCUACGGAGAAGGGAACAGGCAACUCAGAGCCGCAUGCUGGCGAAUGGCCACCGGUGUCGGUCUCCCAGAACAAGUCAGAUCACACCGCAAAGCUGUCGGCGUUUUGCGCAACGCCUCCUCGCGACGAUUGGCUUGGUGUGACGGCCCGCCAGGCUUCCUUGUUGGCGACGGACCCAACUGCUUCGGAACUAGGGGACCCUGCAGAAGGCGAAGAUAGCGCGAACAGAGCUGGUGAGUCAGUGAAAGACGGCGGCAUGGACAGAGAGAAAGAUGGCGGCAGCUUAGCGACACGCGACACGCGACGUCCAGAACUGUCUUUCGAGUCAGGCACCCUGACGGCGCACGAAACUGCCUCUGUUUGCACGCGCUCGUCCUUGUCUCCCUGUGCCUCCUUGGUGGGUAAACUGCGACGGGAUCCCGAAUCAAGCGAGACGCUUGUGUCUCCGCACGAGCAGAACGAGUCGAGCGGAAAUCGCCUAGGUUACGAAGAGGGACCGUGCACGCGAGAGAGCGUGGAAGGGGCGACAGCACAUGCGAGCGGAAUCACUCAGCAUGCGGCCGUUCGCCGGUGCUUGUGGGCUGACGCGAGGGCAGACGACUCAGAUGGACGAGGAGAGGGGCGACCUCGGUUGUGCCUCCAGACAGACGCCGCAGCCGGCGAAGAGCGUCCGACGUGCUCUUCGCUGACUGUUCCUCCCAGAUGUGUCCCCAGUCCGUCGCUCUCUUCAGUCGCACAGGGUCACCCUCGCGCGGUUGUCGCACACGCCGCAGACAACGUACCCGAGGGUCGCACCGCCAACGCCGGUGCGGUGGGGGAGUGGGACGAAGCAGCUGUGCGUGCUCGCCACAACGGCCUUUUGAAGGGCUUGGAAAAGACGUCCGUUCCCACGCACUGGGAAGGACAGCCGCAUGAGGGUGGAUCGGAGACGUGGCCUACGCUUCUGUCGAUGUCGGACCGGUAUCACCCAGAUGUCACAGGAAGUCCCCGUCGAGGACCGAAGACCACUGGAGGAGAGGAAGCAGGUGAGGCGUCACGCGUUGACGAAGGAAGGCGUCUCGAAGACGGCCAACACGUGACAGUUUCAGCGGCCUCGCCGGCAGCGCGUCUUGAGGCUGCGGGACCUGUGCAUUUCUCCACGUCGACGUGUGGAACGGACGGUCUCGGGAAGAUGGUCCUUCCGACAACGGCAUGGAGUGUCGAAGGGGAGAAGAGCGACACGCCGCUGUUGCUCGGGCUCCGGAUGGAGACAGACAGAAAGGAGGCGGAAUGGCGUGACCUGACACAGGAACGCGAGAGCGGAGAAAGCCACACAGAUGACGAGGAGAAAGGGGACGUCGACAGGAACGAGCAGAACGAGUCGGAGGGGCUGGCAACCGAAGGCAGCAGGCCGCCCGCCGAACAGAGACAAGUGAAGCGAGAGGGAAGGAGAGUGACCAAGAGGGACAGUAAGCCCAAUAAGGUCGGGGCAGGUUUUUCCUCUGUUCCGCGGCCUGACAGUGAGGCCGGGGAACAACGAGACGCGCGGGUGCCAGAAGAGGGCUCAGAAUCGCUCGCUGCAUUGGAUGGCGGUGUAAAUCAUUUCUUCGGGCCGCGCAGCAUCGAAGAAGCGAAACCAGAGCCCGUUCAAGUCGUGGCGGUUGCAGGGGCGAAAGACAUGUGUGCUGUUGCGUCAGUCAGGUGCGUACCCUCGGCGGGGCACCAACUACAGCCGGAAUUCGGCAGGAGGCACGCACGUGAUGACGCUGUUGGCCUCAGCUGUUCACUUUUAGGUUGCAAAUCUCCGACGCCGCCUCACAGUGUCUCGUUGUACGGGUCCAGCAGCUCUUCAUCGUGCUUUGCCUUGGCGUCGUCCCUAACGCUUGACCAGUCCGUCUGCACUGGCCAAGACUCUUCUGUCGAGGCGCACCGACCGUCUCUCCCGUCGCCGGAGUCUGCCGAUGGGGCAGUCGCCACCGGCCUCCCUGCUAUGGCCUCACCUUUUCCAGCUUUUCCCUCUCGCCGUGCCAGUGCGUUUCGUUCUGUCGCCUCUUUAGCCGUGCAGCUGUCUUCAGCGGAGCCAGGCGCACCUGCCUUCCGCGUGUCACUUGACGAGCGAGAACGCACAUCUGAGAAGGGAGGCUGGGCACAGCGCAACGCAGGGGAGAACGCGUCCGUCUGCAGAGAAAGAACCACAGGUGGGAUGUCGGCUGUAGAAAUAUCCUCGUGCACACAGCUCACGGCUGGCCGUGGAGCGCCGAGUUUCUCGACGGGGGCGGGCGCCGGCGUCGAACAGAAAAGAGGCGCGAGCGACGGAGCCGAGUGGACGAUGGUUGUGGCGAGGGGCAGAGCGCACGAGGGAGGAGAGCGAGAAGGCAACCUUUCUUCUGGUGCGUUUUCGGCACUCAAAGACUCCUUGCGGCCACGCACCACUGAUCCGUUCCAGAGGUCUGAAACGGCUUCGCAUGCAACCGAGAGCCUAAAGCAAGGCGAAGAACAUUUCGGUGCAGGUGGUUGUCGGCCGCCCGAUCGUGGAACCCGAACCCGAGAGGAAUCAGUUUCACUCGAGAUUCUCGUCCCCGAUUGGCAUCCUUCAAGUGAUCCGACACCCGCACUUGAUCCACAGGAUCACCUUUCUUCCGUGAGGCUUCAAGUCGCUGUGGCAGGGAUGCCCGCUGAGGCUAAUUCGGCGAGUUCCGUGUUUGGUUCAUGCGUGAAGGACUCCAGAGGGACGCGGCACGCUGUGCCAGGUUCCCCUGUCUCUCCUUCCGAGUUGUCCUUCUCCGUAUCGAGCUCGUCGUCUGACCCAAGUCCGCAGAGCCCCAGUUCCGUCCCCUUCACUGCAGGAGACGCAGAACCCGCAGCUUCUCGAGACGGAAGGAACUGUGGGGUGGAAAUCCCGCGCUGUCCUGUUGAGCUGAGCGCUGCAUGGGCCGAAACGGAGCCAGACGAAGGCGAAGCCUGUGGCCGCAGGUCGGGGUUGGGAACGGAGACAGGAGAGCCGUCGAAGUGUCCGGCGUCUGCGCCUGCUGGUGCGUCCCGUUUGGAGACACCCCCAGGCGCUUUUGGUUCAACACCGGUCUCACCGUUCCCUUCUCUUGCCUCUCCAUCUUCGCACCAGUUGGUCGACGGCCGUCACAGCGACGAUGAUCAAACCGACCCGCGAGGGAUGGCACGGAAGGGGGAGCAAGAGCGGUCGCGUUUGACCGGCGAGGAGAGAGCCUUUCUGGUCCCCGAGCCUGCGCCCUUUCUGCCCCGCCGAGCUCCUCGGAGGCGUCUCUGCCCCUCGCCUGACCUCAGUCUGUCUUCACACCCUUCCACUCCUGUGGGCGCUGGGCUCACGGGCAUUCACCCCGAGGUCACGCCGAGAGAACAAAGAAUGGUACCAGAGGGACAAGGCGCCCAAGGGGGCCGUGCGGCGGAGGGACAGAGUCCAUUCAGACCGAUGACGCGCGGUGCUUCUUCUCCCCGAGUGUCGAGGAGCGAAAACGCCCAGGAGCGAAAGAGCGACUCAGAGCGAGACCUGGCUCCGGAAUCUUCAUUUGACACCGUCCGCGAGAGAGGCGCUGGUCGAACCAGAACGGCUGACGAAGGAGGCAGCUCCAGAGUAAGCAGCGAACGCGUCGAGGGGACGAGAACCGCGGACUUGGCUGUACGGCGACGCGGCGCCGCUGGUGCACCAGUUACGCGGGAAGUGCGGGAAGCCGGUAACAAAGUGUGCAGCGAAGACGAGAGCCGGAGACAAAGACGCAGCGAUGAAAAACAGAGAACUAUGUUGCGACGGUGGCCGUCGAGCACAAAGGACGAGGGAGAGCAGGAAGCGCGAGGAAGUCCAGACGUGAGCCUGGAACCACGAAGGACUCCAGAGGGGCGCGUUCCGGAAAACAGAACUCCGGCGCCGAGAUCGAGGACCCCGACAGUUAGCAGCUGCAAUUGCGGAAUUUCGGCGAGAAAACCGUGGUGCUCAGAGGGACUCUUGGGGUUAGCCGAAGCCCUGAAAAGCCGCGAGACCGCUUGCCACGCCCUCGCCUGCCUCGCAGCUUGCACUCGUCAGGCAGCUGUGGGAGCGGCAAGCGUCGGUGACGCAGGAAGGUGCGGUGGCAUGUCCCUCAGCGAAAGGUUCACCGCCUCGAGCCAAAUAGAGAAUCACGGAGAAACCUGGAUUCCCGUGGGGACGUGCCAAGCGCUGAUUGACGCCGUCGCGAGGGAAAUUCGCAAAGCCGCAUCUGUCAGAAGGCAGCUUGGUGGAAGACGUUCACAAGGGGAGUCUUGCUCGCCUUCUCGGGCUUCUUCUGCCUCGACGUUCACCUCCUUUGACUCCGCGUCCGAAGCUUCGUCCUCGUCCGUUCGUGUCUGGCCUUCUUCGGAUCGAACCAACUCCAGACUGAGGAGUUCAGACGAUCGUGCCUGCGGCGGAGCGCGUGACGGCCGGCCGACGAAGGCAACCCCAGCAGGAGAGGACACUCUUCUGGUGCAGGCUGUGAAAUCCUUCGAAGCCAUUGCAGAGAACGAACUUCUCUCGGCGGCUCGACUUUCAGGCUCAACGGGAUCCCCAGUUGUUCAUUGGGACACAGGCCUCAAGGUGAUCUCGUUGUUCAUUGCUCGGUGUACACGGGCCAGUCGUCAACGGACAGUCCACCGUGCAGGCGCUCUGGUCACGACCGAUACCUCUGCUGGUGAGCUGCCUCAGCGACGAGCUCUCCCAGGGUCGCCACCUGCCUCUGGGAGGUCAGGGGGCGGCGUCACGGGUGGGGAGUCUCAGGCGAAAUCUCGAGAGCCCCACGGGCGUCAUUCUGUUAGUGCCCCAGAGCUCCGCGAGUCGACAGGAGCGAGCCUUGGAGCUCAAGGUCGACAAGAAGUGAAUUUCACAGGUUCUCCGGCUCCUCCGCCGAUGCCUCAACGGGUGCUCGUCGGCCAUACGUCUCCCGGGACGCAGGUUCAGCGUUUCGCGGAAGGUCGUGGUUCUUUUCCUGUGGUUGCGGUGCCGACUGCUCAGUCGGCAGGCGAGGCCACGAGUAUCCCGGGCGCCAGGCGAGAUCCAAAAGAGGAGAUGUCGCCUCUACGGCGCAUUGCAGAAGCCGCCUCCCACGUUCGCCGAAUGCUGGAAGACACGUCAGGAUUCGGACGUAACACCUUCGCAGACACUUCAGAGACAGCCGGUUUCCGAAGGUACUCAGGCAGUCGCACGAGGGAAGAUCCAAGGGAUCGAGUGGCUGAUGCGCCUCGAGACGCUCUUGGCCUCCAGGCGGCGGAGCCUGCCUUCCCCUCGGAGCAAUACCCAGCACGUGGCGUCCAAGGCGGAGGCGAGGCAGCUUGGAACGCCCUUGAAGACAUGCGGCAGCAACUCGAAGGCCCGCUAAACGCUCUUGAUGCCAAGCUGAUCGAGCGGGCUGAGAGACUUUACCCGGGAGAGACACUACACGAAGACACCACGAACAACUCUCAGCGAGGCACUUCUCUGCCAGCAGUUCGGUCUACCUGCCGGAGCAGAGACAGCCCAGUCGCGCCUUCGUCCACGACGUUUGACCCUCCUCUCGGGUUAGAUGACCUCGUCUCCGACUCCUUCGAACGCUCCAGCUGCGAGUCAAGACGCCAAAUUACCCCUGUGCCGGGGUCUGUGGACGCCCAUCCUCCACGAGGCGUGUCGGGUCCUGUUGGCUCCAGAGGCCGGCAGGGCCCACUGGAGGUCAGCCGAGUUCGGUUGCCGUCGUCGCAGAGUUUUUCGGCACCGGCGGCGAAUCUGGGAGGGGGGGCAGCAGUGAAUUUGCAUGUCAAGUUCUCUGCCUCAGAGAUCGUUAGGGCGCGGCCUGGCGGAUGUUUAGUGCUCGCCUAUCCGGCGAACUGGAAAUCGGGUGAUCGCCGGACAGUUCCAGAGAAAACAGACAACCCGGCACAUGCACCAGCUAGCCGGGGCAGGGGAGAUGUAGGCCGAUGGUUCGGAGCGUUGCUGGCUGAAAGGCGGGCAAAGCAAGAGAGGAUGCGCGACGAGCGAAGGCAUCGCGAUGCCGAGAAGCAGAGGCACGGCGCAGAUCCGAAGCGACAAGAGCUCAUGAGGCUAGCCGCCAAGAGCACGGAGGCACUGGGGAGGGUUAUGCCCUACCGGAGGCACGAACCGCUGCUGCAGACGUAUCGAAAAGGGGCAGCGAACAGUGGGUCUUCUGUCUCCUGGUCCAAAAGUCAGGACGGCGUUUGCCGGCCAGCGCAGACGGGAGGAGUUCAACGAGAACGGUGCCUGACAAAGGUUGAAGAUCGGAGGAGAGGAAACAUCCUGAGGCCGGUGCACAAUGCGCACGUGAAACCCCGGAGUGGACCUUCCCAGCGACGCGAGAAGGAAGCAAGAGAGGGAGACUCAGCCAGCAAGGGUGCUCACGGGAACCCAGGCACUGGCGCAGAUGCAAGGCCCCGAGACACUCAGACUCGACACCAGGCGGUACUCCGGGACGAGCAAGUUCGUCAAGAGGUCCCGCUGAAGCACCCCGUUCCGGAGCAGCAGGGGAGCACUCUUGGGAACUGCGAGCCAGACCAAAGGCAUGCGCCCGUUUCAAACCGAGGCGAAGAGUGCGAGGUAUUUGGAGCAGCCCUGGAGCGAAGCAGCGACGCCAGCGAACGGGCGGGAUUCAUCUUGCUCCCCGAAAGCCUUGCCGAUUCGACCGCGCAGAAGGCAAAAUCUAUCUCGAGGCGGGACGACGAACCUGGCGGUGGUGGUGUUCCUGUGAGAGCACGAGUCAUUAGACAGGCCCUUCACGACCACGAAAGUGGAAUGGAUGAGUCGCCAGAGCUGGACAAAGAGGCAGAGUCGGAACGGACACUUGUGGCGCUCGUGCCUGAUGGAGAAAGAACGUCGAAAGGAUUAAACGGUCUGUCGUCGUCGAGUCGAAACGCCUCAGGUUCUGGGUUCUCUGCUGCAAAUCAGUGUCGCCAGCAAACUGAAAACUGGGUGGCACUGACUGUCGGUGCAGUGCAGAACCGCGAUGGAAACUGCCGGCUGGAGGGUGGAGAGGAAGGCCAGAGUCGGGAGGCGAGGCGGAAGGAGGCCAGUGCCGAAACGGUUGUCAUCCCAUUCGACUCAGAAGAGGCGCGCAUUAUCACUGCUCUUAUGGCAAUGCGUGCGGACUCUCCGUUGCUAGGAUCCGCUCAACGCUCUUGUUAUGUUUACUGUCCACUUCGAAUCCAGCGGACGCCUCAUGCCGGACUGGUUUCCUCGUUCGCCUCCUUUCUGUGGCCCUCUCUUUUCCGUCCUGCGGCGCUCAUUCCCGCAUCGCCUCUGACGCCAGCGGGGGCCUCGGCGAUCGUGGGAGGACCAGCCCAAGCGAAACCGCGUUCGCGAGAGGGAGCUCGGCAUGCGUCUCCUGGCGUUAGCUUGGGCCUAUUUCGGAAGGCCGGCCUGCCGCGUCCACGAGACAUUCGGAUUCUCUUCUUUUGUGCCCCGUCUGUGCGGGUGCUCCGAGAGGCCUUCCAGGCCCCUUGGGGCUUUGCGAACAAUCCACCGGCGUUCUCGGCGACGGAUGAGGAGACGCGCCCGAGCAGACGCCAGACGAUUCCUGUCGGAACAGGAACGGCCGGAGGGCACGGUGCCGUCCCCCAGUCGGGCACUGGCGAAGGACGGGGACAGAGAACUGCGGACGUCGCUGGGCAUCCCCAGUGGCUUCUGUUCGGCAGAACAGUGGAGGAGGCGGAGGACGCAGCAAGGCGGCUCAUGAAACGGCGGCGUCAGCUCCUCAAGAACUAUGUCCAGAAACUGGACGUUUUGUCCCUCCUGAGCACCGGGGAAGCGUCGCAGGCUUCAGAAGCGCUGGACUCCAAGCGAGUGCACCGACAGCAGAGAUGGGCCGCGCUCCGAAGACAGACUGCGAUGCUCGGCAACGGCCAAGUGGGCAAGCGGCGAGAACUGCUGGUGUGCGCUGUCGCAUGCGGGAAAUGCUUCCCAGUCUGCGCAGAGGAAAUGACGCACAGGGCUUCGGUCGAGGAAAGCAUGCUGCGCGCAGUGGACGAUGCGAUGCAAGAAGGCGCAGAUUCUGUGUACUUCGAGGCCCUCGGAGUAAUUGCUCUAUUGAACCCAGCGCGAGCCGCUCCACUGUAUCAUGUGCAGUACGACGCGACGCUCUCUACGAACUACCAGGAAAUGCAUGGAGGUGAGUUCGACGCCCCGUUUUGA
This is a messenger RNA of Neospora caninum, 11313 nucleotides long. RefSeq lists its product as hypothetical. The record is from RefSeq and is a predicted model, not a curated record. The transcript has 11 exons. NCBI's taxonomy places the organism in Eukaryota, Apicomplexa, Conoidasida, Eucoccidiorida, Sarcocystidae. The coding region runs from base 1 to 11313 and encodes 3770 amino acids.